Messenger RNA from Hibiscus syriacus, 1092 nucleotides. RefSeq names its product receptor-like serine/threonine-protein kinase ALE2. NCBI's taxonomy places the organism in Eukaryota, Viridiplantae, Streptophyta, Magnoliopsida, Malvales, Malvaceae. Gene Ontology annotation, molecular function: protein kinase activity; ATP binding. The transcript is spliced from 4 exons. The annotation marks the transcript as partial. The record is from RefSeq and is a predicted model, not a curated record. Gene Ontology annotation, biological process: protein phosphorylation.
UUCGUCGGCUUAAAUCCGUCAGCAAAAGCUGCAGCUGCAAAGAAAGUGGUGGCGGCAUCCACAACACCGGCUGCAGAUUUGAAGGCGAAUUGUCUAUACGGAAGGAGUACGCCUAAACCGGCUAUAAGUAGAUACAGAGGAGUGCAAGUUUUCACUUACAAGGAGCUCGAAUUGGCCACCGAUAACUUCAGUGAAGCAAAUGUUACCAAGAAUGGAGGGUCGAGUGUGGUGUAUAAAGGGGUUCUUGUUGAUGGCACCGUGGUGGCCAUUAAGAGGCUUCACCGUGAUCGAAAGCGAGGGGAGCGCUCUUUAAGGACGGAGGUGGAUCUGCUAAGCCGGUUGAAGUCUCCUUAUUUGGUGGAGCUAUUAGGCUAUUGUGCAGACCAGCAACAUAGGCUUCUGAUAUUUGAAUUCAUGCUUCAUGGUACUCUGCAACAGCAUCUUCAUCAUCCCGGCGGUGAAUAUUGGCCGUUGAAUUGGGGAAGCCGGUUAAGGAUAGCCCUUGAUUGUGCUAGAGCACUCGAGUUCCUCCAUGAGCAUGCUACCCCUACUGUUAUCCACCGUGACUUCAAGUGCACAAAUGUAUUACUAAGCCAACACCUCCUUGCCAAGGUGUCUGAUUUCGGAUUGGCCAAAAUGGGGUCGGAUAUGAUCAACGGUCAGAUUUCAACACGCGUCCCGCGGUUCACGGGAAAUAUAGCUCCAGAAUAUGCAUCAACAGGCAAACUUACCACGAAAUCCGAUGUCUACAGCUACGGUGUGGUGCUUUUACAGCUUUUAACCGGUCGGAAGCCGGUCGAUAUCACGAGGCCUCCAGGAGAACAUGUCCUUGUUUCAUGGGCAUUUCCAAGGCUAACAAACAGGGACAAAGUAGAAGAAAUGGUUGAUCCAGCCAUACAAGGACAGUAUUGCAAGAAGGAUCUGAUUCAGGUGGCUGAUAUUGCUGCAAUGUGUGUGCAACCGGAAGCCGAUUAUCGACCUUUGAUGGUCUACGUUGUACAGUCACUGAUCCCUUUAGUUAAAAACGUCAGCUCCGUUAAUUCCGCCGGGUUCUCUAGAUUUAAUCGUCGAAGCACCGGUCUGAAGUAUUAG